Molecule: messenger RNA, 1363 nt
Organism: Amborella trichopoda
Lineage: Eukaryota; Viridiplantae; Streptophyta; Magnoliopsida; Amborellales; Amborellaceae
Source: RefSeq, a predicted model, not a curated record
UUAUUUUAUGGUUUUAAUAGUAUAAAUAUGUAUUGGAUGAGUUCUUUCAUUUAUAUGUGGAUAUUUUUUUUCAAUUUAAUGUCAAAGGUUGCUUCAUGAUUUUUUUUAUGGAUGUGGAUGAUUUAUUUCAUUUAAUGGUUUGAUUAAAGAUUGGUUUAAUGGUUUGCAUCUUAUAAAUAUGUAUGUGGAUGGCUUUUUUCGUUUUAAUGUCAAAGAUUGUUUUCAUUUAAUGGUUUGAUUAAAUAUUACUUUAUGGCUUGCAUCUUAUAAAUAUCUAUGUGGAUGAUUUCUUUUGUUUUAAUGUCAAAUAUUGCUUUAUGGAUGUGGGUGGCUUCGUUCAGAUAAUGGUUUGAUUGAAGAUUGAUUUAUGGUUAUAGAUGCUUUCUUCCAUUUCUAGUUAUGGAUCCCCAACAGCGUCGGUUGGUGGUAAUAUUAUGUGCUGCAUAUACAAUGCAUAUUUAUAUAUCACCACGCAAACGAAGAGAAGGUAUGUUCAUACUUCAAUUUUUAUUGGGGCCAAUUAUGUCCAAUACUUGCUGUCAGGACACCCUCGUAAGUGCUUCGACAAGUUAUGAAUGGAAAGAUGUGUUUUUAUCAGUCUAUGUAAUUUGUUAAAUGAGAGGACAAGCAUUACAGGUACAAGAUAUUUGGCAGUUGAUGAACAAGUAGCUAUAUUUUAAGCAUUUUCACGCACGAUUAGCGGAAUAUGGUGGUUUAGGAAUGGUUUCAACAUUCAGGGCAAACCAUAAGGAUUGUGUCGGAGCUAUUGACGAGACUCGUGCUCGAGUUUGUAAUCGAUUGCAUAAUCGUUUUUUAAACAGAAAUUUUUUUUUAAGUCAGAAUGUUAUGAUUGCGGUUGGUUUCAAUAUGCGCUUCCUUUAUGUACUUGCAAGUUGGGAAGGAUCUGCAUCAGAUUCUAAAGUCCUAUAUGACGCAAUUAGUAAUGAACACAAUAGGCUUGCAAUGCUUGAGGGAAAAUAUUAUCUUGUAGAUGGUGGGUAUCCUACUAUGCGUGGUUUCAUAGGACCAUAUCGAAGAGUCUGUUACCAUCUAAACGAAUUUACUUCAAGCCCACGAGCUCUUCAAAAUCACAAGGUUGGUGUAGUUAUUGCAUGUGCAAUAUUGUAUAGCUACAUCAUGAUGACAUGGGGAGCCGAUAGCAUAAGAGAGCUGUAUUUUCGAAGGAGGGUUAAGAGUCAACUCUUAAUUGACUGAGAUGAUGGUUUUCGCAACUGACUUAGAGGCAUACUGAUCAUGACGUUGACAUGAGUUUGCGAGAUGUCAUGGCGACGCAGUUGUAGGAGGCGUACCUAAGUUGUUAGAACUUGUAAUUAAACCUUGGUCUACAUUCAUAUGGACAUUA